AUGAUGAUCACCGGCAACCUUACGGCUCGACCAGCCACCUUCCGCCCCUCGCUCCGGGCUAGCGCACCGACUUCACCGCCCCGUGCCGAUGCUAAUGCCCAAUCGCCGGCCCGACCGCUCCACAUGGGGCAGCCGACUCCACAUCCGCUGGCCGCAUCUCAGAUCAGCUGCGGAAACGCAAGCGGAAACGCCGCUUUGACGCUCGGAGAAUCCGCCCGCCCAGUCAAACCGAGGGUGGUGGUAACCGGCGGAUCUGGAAAGCUCGGACGAGCCACUGUUGCUCACCUCGCUGAGCAUGGAUGGGAAGUGAUCAACUUCGAUCGCGUCCGACCCAAGACCGCUUCCGAGGACGGCAAGAGCGGUCUGGGAGGAGCGUAUCGCCUCGUCGAGAUCGACCUGACGGACAUGGGUCAGGUUCUCGAGGCGCUUUGCGAGAUCGACAUGGCCUACAAGGGCGUGCAGGCGGUGGUUCAUCUCGCCGCCAUGCCCUCGCCCGGUCAGAGCUCGUCGAGCAAGCAGUUCAACACCAAUGUUUCCUCGACCUACAAUGUGCUCGAAGCUUGCCGCAAGCUGGGUAUCAGCAACAUUGUCAUGGCCAGCAGCGAGACGCUCAUCGGCAUCCCACUCGACAUCGCUCCUGCCAAGCUGCCCAUCACCGAGGAGAGCCCCCUGCUCCCCGAGAGCGCCUACUCUCUCUCGAAGCUCGUAGGCGAGACGCUGGCAGAGCAGUACGUUCGCUGGUCGACUCAGUCGCAUCGCAACCCCGGCGCCGCCGCCAAGAUCAUCAGCAUGCGCUUCAGCAACGUCAUGCUCGAGGAAGAGUACGCUACCUUUGCCGACUGGCAGGAUGACCCCAAGAAGCGCUACUGGAACUGCUGGGGCUACAUCGAUGCUCGCGACGGCGCAGAGGCAAUUCGCCUCGCCCUCGACAAGGACAUCCAGGGUCAUCACGCAUUUAUCAUCGCGAACAAUAGAACCGUGAUGAAGACUCCGUCAGCAGAUCUCGUCAAGCAGGUUUUCCCUGGAGUUCCUUACACUCCGCUCAACGACCACCCGAACGUGACCCUACUAUCCAAUGAGAAGGCCAAGAAGAUGCUCGGAUGGGACCCAAAGCACGAUUGGAAGCCUUGA
This is a messenger RNA of Moesziomyces aphidis, 1131 nucleotides long. The record is from the annotation of a GenBank genome assembly. Lineage: Eukaryota; Fungi; Basidiomycota; Ustilaginomycetes; Ustilaginales; Ustilaginaceae.